Molecule: messenger RNA, 1893 nt
Organism: Parathielavia appendiculata
Lineage: Eukaryota; Fungi; Ascomycota; Sordariomycetes; Sordariales; Chaetomiaceae
Product: thiamine diphosphate-binding protein
Exons: 2
Coding region: 381-1517 (378 amino acids)
Biological process (GO): pyruvate decarboxylation to acetyl-CoA
Molecular function (GO): pyruvate dehydrogenase (acetyl-transferring) activity
Source: RefSeq, a predicted model, not a curated record
ACUUGGACCCACCGAUUUCGCGCAGUGGAGAGCACCGAGCGCUGUUAGGGUCAAAGUUCGGCGGCCAAGCACCCGAACGACCGUGCAAGGUCCCAGCCCGCUAAGUCAUUAUUGUCCUAGCGCGGAUUUAUUCGUUGGGGUUCAACGUCAAAGUCCGGAUGUUCGUCCAGCUUGUCGAUUGCUGCAAAAGAAAAAUUCCCUCUGGCACUGUCGACCCUCCCACGCUCCGACCAUCUUCUCCUCCGUCUGCCGGCGAUAUCGCUUGCCUCAUUCCGUCAUACGAAAGGGCAUCUCAAUUGAGUGUUUAUUCCCUCCCGGCCGUAUCGCACCGGGUAUCCGUUCUCCCUUUCUUCUCCUUUCUCCCACAUAAUCUCUCGACCAUGUCGCGCUACCUCCGACCAGCGGCGAGGCUGGCUGCCACCGCGCGCGCCUCUGCCAUUCGCCCUGCCGCGCCUUCCCCUUUCCUUACCAGAGCCGCUGCUGUGCCCAGCAUACAAAAACGGACAUAUGCCGAUGCCUCCGGCGUCAAGGAGUACACGGUCCGCGAUGCCUUGAACGAAGCGCUCGCCGAGGAACUCGAGAGCAACCCCAAGGUGUUCAUCAUGGGUGAGGAGGUUGCCCAGUACAACGGUGCAUACAAGGUUACCAAGGGCUUGCUGGACCGCUUCGGCGAGAAGCGGGUUGUCGACACACCCAUCACCGAGAUGGGCUUCACUGGCCUUGCCGUCGGCGCCGCGCUGAGCGGCCUGCACCCUGUGUGCGAGUUCAUGACCUUCAACUUCGCCAUGCAGGCCAUCGACCAGAUCGUCAACUCGGCCGCCAAGACCCUCUACAUGUCCGGCGGCAUCCAGCCCUGCAACAUCACCUUCCGCGGCCCCAACGGCUUCGCCGCCGGUGUCGCCGCUCAGCACUCGCAAGACUACUCGGCUUGGUACGGCAGCGUCCCCGGUCUCAAGGUCGUCUCGCCCUGGUCGGCCGAGGACGCCAAGGGUCUGCUGAAAGCUGCCAUCCGUGACCCCAACCCGGUCGUCGUGCUCGAGAACGAGCUCUUGUACGGCCAGUCAUUCCCCAUGUCCGAGGCGGCGCAAAAGGACGACUUCGUUUUGCCCAUCGGCAAGGCCAAGAUCGAGCGCCCCGGCAAGGACCUAACCAUCGUCACUCUCUCACGGUGCGUCGGUCAGUCACUGGUCGCCGCCGAGAACCUCAAGAAGAAGUACGGCGUCGAAGUUGAGGUCAUCAACCUGCGCAGCAUCAAGCCGCUCGACGUAGAGGCCAUUGUCAAGUCGGUCAAGAAGACGCACCGCCUGUUGGCCGUCGAGUCGGGCUUCCCCGCGUUUGGCGUCGGCUCCGAGAUCCUCGCUCUUACCAUGGAAUACGCCUUCGACUACCUCGAUGCCCCCGCCCAGCGUGUCACGGGCGCCGAUGUCCCGACCCCCUACGCCCAGAAGCUGGAAGAAAUGAGCUUCCCCACUGAGCCGCUCAUUGAGCAGUUCGCUGCCAAGCUGCUCCGUCUCUAGUUGGUACAUUAGCUUUUGCAUUGAGGGGGCGCGAUUUAGGUUGUGAGAGGAGUGAAGUUAUUUCAGCAAGCAUGGAAACAGGAAAGCUAAACAGUUGACGUGACAGGGGUUGCUGCCCCUUGCUGCCUCAUUUCUUCCCUCUUUUUAGGCCUGCAACGGACAUCAUGGGCAGGAUUUAGCUGGAGCAGGUUGGUAAUGGUUUAAUAGACAGGCUGUUGGGGAUCAUUGUACUUGUACGUUCCGUUUAUAAGCCUUGCCUUUAGUUCAUGAAACCGCCUCACCCAGCAGCAUCGAUGAAUGAGGGUUCAACUCGAGCUACAACUGUAUAUACCGAAGAUGUCAUGGUCAGAAUGCCCGGUCUUGAGGUGUGUGUCUC